AUCAAAGAAGAACAGGAUAGUGUUAUCGAGUAACAUCAGGUUAGCUGAGGAUGUUUUGUUUGCUUCUUUUUCACUAAAAUGUGAUAUUUUUAACGCAAUGCUAGCUUAAAUAUCCAUCCGGAUAUGGCUGAAUUGCCGGAACAAGGACGUGGAAGGUCGGACUGCGACUAAUGCCUUAGCCUCCCAGCUUGCCUUGUAACAUUAGGAGCACAGGACACGAUGCUGCUGAAGAUGCCCCAGAAGCUGCUGAAGACUGCCCACUACAUAGAGCUGGGCAGCUAUCAGCACUGGCCAGUGUUAAUACCUCAGAGGAUAAGACUGUACACCUACGAACAAAUCCCCCUCUUCCUCAAAGAGAACCCCUACAUCACUGACGGCUACAGGGCCCACCUGCCCUCCAAACUCUGCCUAAGGAGUAUUUUCAUUCUGUCAAAUGAGACUGUGAAUAUCUGGAGCCACCUUCUUGGUUUCCUGCUCUUCUUCUCUCUGGGGGUCAACGACGUCUCGUCAGUACUGCCAGCCUCCGGAGCCAACAGAGAGGACUACGUCAUCUACGCUAUAGGACUCUUCUGCUUCCAGGUGUGCAUGUUGUGCUCGGUGGGCUAUCACCUGUUCUCGUGCCACCGAUCAGAGAAGACUUGCCGUCGCUGGCUGUCGCUGGACUACGCGGGCAUCUCUGUUGGCAUCCUGGGCUGUUACGUACCUGGGAUCUUUUACGCUUUCUACUGUAACACUUUUUGGCGGCAGGUCUACCUGCUGACAGUGCUGUCCCUGAUCCUGGCCGUCUUCUGUGCUCAAGUCCACCCUCGUUACCUCAGCAACGACUGGCGGCGGAUACGGAUGACGAUCUUCUGCUGCGUGGCCGGCAUCAGUGUGAUUCCUGCGUGUCACUGGGUGUGGCUCAAUGGGGGAUAUACCACUGAUGUUGUAAAGCUUUUCCUGCCACGUGUGUUAGUGAUGUACCUGAUAGCUGGAUCUGCCUUCCUGUUCUACGUCACCAAGAUCCCUGAACGAUAUUUCCCCGGCCAGCUGAACUACCUGGGAGCCAGCCACCAGGUGUGGCACAUACUGGUGGUGGUGAUGUUCUACUGGUGGCAUCAGACAGCUGUUCACAUCAUGCACUUCAGGCACAGCCAGGCAUGUCCAGGCCGGACCACCAGCAGCUAAGUUAAACUGAUCAAAUAAUAAUAAUACGGAAAGGCAAUCAGUUGCAGGCUAACAUUGUUAGCAGACAUCCGUUAAACUCAUUAUGUUAAUAUUCACGUGUUACUUCUGAUUAGAAGUUGCUGCCUAAAGGUCUUUCAACCACUAAUUAACAAAAAGACUCCUUUUACUGCUAUUAUCUGCUAAGGUGUAAGACUGAGAGUGUAAAGGUAGCUUUUAGCUUUCACUGAGCUGCUGCAGCUGUUAAAGGUCAGUGUCUUUUCAAAGUCUACUGUCUCCAACAGUAGAUAUCAGCUAAGUGGCUAAAAGCUACUGUAAAUCUUAAACUGUCUCCACCACCAUAACUAUAAAGAUCAAUGCAUGAAGAUGGAGUUUAAAUCCAUUUGUAGAAACAGACUAAAGUUUGGUGUUUAUAACUAGUAAUCAUGUUAUCUCAUGGUUGGUUUAGAAUGUGAUUUUUUUUUUGUACAAAUGUAUUGAAAAAAGAGUUAUUUUGAGUUAAACAUUUUAGCCAGUGUGAACAAAGCCUUUAUUUGCAUUUUUUUUAAAUCUAUUAGUCUAGUCUAAUCUACAAGAUUAUAUGAAAUGUCUUGAUGAUAGAGAGCACAGAACAAAAUCUGAACUGGAAGUUGAACAUAUGGACACUGUGAAGUGCCUGUUUCUGGUAGAAAUUAUGACCCAACGCCUCAAGCAUUUAAAGCUUUCGAACGAAUACAAACCCUGAUUCCAAAAAAGAUUACACACUGUGAAAAACAUAAUAAAAACAGAAUGCAAUGAUUUGCAAAUCCUUUGCGAACUACAGUGGCAAAAAAAAGUAUGUGAACCCUUUGAUUACUUGGGACUUAGAUGCAGACCAGAUCACAUUUUAUGACAAAUUAAUGCAGAAAACAAGGUAAUUUCAAAGGGUUCACAUAUGUUUUCUUGCCACUGUACAUUCGGUUGAAUACAACACCAGACAACAUAUCUAAUGCUCAAACUGCUUGGGAGCUUUUGUUUUUUUGUAAAUAUUUAUAAUUUCGAGGGCCACUUAACGAUCAAUCUGCAAUAUCUAGGAAAAAAAUGUGGGAACCAUUAUUCAUGCUACAGUGCAUUGUUUUCUCAGCGCUGAUUUUUUUCACCCCUUUUUUGUGUGUGUACUGUUUAUUUAUGAAACAAAAAAGGUGGCAGUUUUGAAAACAAAAGAUAUUUAAUAACUCUCUACAGAGGCCAAUGGCAGUUUGUUUGGGCUGAACUAGGCAGCAUUUCACAUUAACCUCAAUCACAGAGCAACAGGGUUAAUCAAUCUUGUACAAUCAUUGCUAUAAUUGCUGUUUUCAGAGUAUUGGAUGUGAUCUCUUUAGUAAACAGAGUGUGUUAUCAUGGCUAAAACCAUCCAACCCACAUCAGUCUCCCAAUUUUGGGGUCUUAUUUCAAGUUUUUACAAACUGCUCAUUCAAGCUUC
Centropristis striata (black sea bass) is the source of this 2605-nucleotide messenger RNA. RefSeq names its product progestin and adipoQ receptor family member 3-like. The record is from RefSeq and is a predicted model, not a curated record. Bases 220 to 1167 code for a protein of 315 amino acids. The transcript has 7 exons. Gene Ontology annotation, molecular function: signaling receptor activity. Gene Ontology annotation, cellular component: membrane. NCBI's taxonomy places the organism in Eukaryota, Metazoa, Chordata, Actinopteri, Perciformes, Serranidae.